This is a messenger RNA of Dichomitus squalens LYAD-421 SS1, 531 nucleotides long. RefSeq lists its product as uncharacterized. The transcript has 3 exons. NCBI's taxonomy places the organism in Eukaryota, Fungi, Basidiomycota, Agaricomycetes, Polyporales, Polyporaceae. Bases 266 to 520 code for a protein of 84 amino acids. The record is from RefSeq and is a predicted model, not a curated record.
CAAACUAGUUGACCAAGGCGAGGAAAAAUAAAAUUGACGGGUAUCGUCUGUGGCGUGUUCCAUCAGACUAAGGAGGGCUCUGCAAAUUGCAGGGGCGACGAACAGCCCGAGCAAUUCCUCCGAUCCAGCAACCGCAAUGUGGCUUAUCGAUGUAAGUAGGAGCGCGUCGCGAAAAUAGCUCCAAGCUUCCGCCCAGAGCAGUUGAUUGCAACUGCGGAUAUUGGCAGUCGCCGACACGUACGCCGCUAGCGAAGAUACGACCAGUAUGUCCGUUGGUUCGGCGCUAAUGGUGAGCGCCCACACCGAUUCGUCUUCACAGCAUCGGCCCAUUGUCUGGAAGGUGAUCUCGUCCCUACGUUUCUUAAACACAGUGAGCAAACACAAUGUAGCAUCGAACAACAUGCACCGCGUCGAGGAUCCCGAGUUGAGUUUACGGAGAAGAGCCGAUACGAAGCGGUGGACAGAGUCGACAUGGAAGUACAUUGGCGCUCCGGCAAUCCAGAUCAGUGUGAGGAACUGAACGGUUUGCCU